Molecule: messenger RNA, 1221 nt
Organism: Oikopleura dioica
Lineage: Eukaryota; Metazoa; Chordata; Appendicularia; Copelata; Oikopleuridae
Source: the annotation of a GenBank genome assembly
AUGACCGGAGUGGACGUAUCUGUCGCCCAAGACGGCGGAAUCUUGAAGGCUGUCCUUACCGAAGGUCUCGGCACCGCUACGCCUUCCUUUGGAUCUGAGGUUACCGUUCAUUACACUGGAACAUUGAGCGAUGGAAGUCAGUUCGACUCAUCGAGAGGCCGGGGUGUUUUUAAAUUCACGCUUGGGCAGGGACAGGUCAUCAAGGGAUGGGAUGAGGGUGUGAAGACGAUGAAGAAAGGGGAGCGCAGUGUGUUUACUCUUCGACCUGAGUACGCUUACGGUGAUGCAGGAAGUCCGCCUAAAAUCCCUCCAAAUGCGACGUUGACUUUCGACAUUGAGUUGAUCACGUGGAAGGCGGAAGAUAUUUCCGAGAACACUGACGGCUCCAUUCUCCGAACCUUUGUCAAGAAAGGCAAGGAGAGCUGGGGAAAUGUCGUGGAUACCGCCGAGGCGACCGUGAAAUGUCGAAUUUUGAAGAGCAACUUGGACGAAGUCGUUCAUGAUUAUGGGAAGAUAAACUUCCGAGUUGGCGAAGCUGAACUCGCAAAUUUGCCAGUUGGAAUAGACCAUGCUAUCAAAAAGAUGAACAGAGGGGAUGUAGCGAGACUGACGCUCUCUGGCCAGGCGGAUUUGAAGCCCGAAUGUAAAAAUGCGCUAGGGCUUCAUGAUCUUGGCGAAUAUGAAUACGAACUGGAAUUGGUUCAGUUCGAGAAGGUUCAGGAGCCUUGGGAAAUGGACGACGAAACGAAGAUUGAUCAGGCUGAGCUAGCAAAGUCGAAGGGAACGGAAAGACUCAAGGAUCAGAAGUUUGACUUGGCAAUCAAGCAUUACAACCGCGUUAUUACGCUUUUGGAUCAUCAAGAAACAAAGAACAACAGUGAAAAGUUUGACGAAAUUUCGGGCAAGUUCCGUGCGCUGAAACUCGCAGCUUACUUGAACUUGAGCUUAGUCUAUCCAAAGAUUCAAGAAAACUACAAGGCCAUCUCCGCCGCCAAUGAUGCGAUUGCCAUCGAUCCAGAGAAUGAAAAAGCUUUCUUCCGAAGAGGAACUGCAAGAAUGGCCGGAAACGACCUCGAACUCGCGAUAAGUGAUUUCAAGAAAGUUGUUGAAAUCAACAAGGAAAACAAAACGGCAAGCAAGAACAUCAAAAUCUGCUCCGAUCGUCGCAAGAAGCAAAAAGAAGAUGAAAAGAAGAAAUACGCCGGAAAGCUUUUCGGCUAA